Molecule: messenger RNA, 3211 nt
Organism: Diatraea saccharalis (sugarcane borer)
Lineage: Eukaryota; Metazoa; Arthropoda; Insecta; Lepidoptera; Crambidae
Source: the annotation of a GenBank genome assembly
UCAUUUUGGAUUUUCAAAUUCUCAUACCUAAAAUUAAUAAACAAAAUGAAGAAUUUGAAACUCCAAAAAAGCUAUCUUUAGUGCUCUAGGCUCAACAUAGCAAACUGUUCCAGAAAUCGCCCCAAUUCACCAUCAACAAAUGUCUCCAAUUCGUUCGCUGAAAAAGAGCGAAUCUCCAAAUAGCCUCAGCAAGCGCACCGACAAGACGCCUACUACGCCCAUUAGCCUUACUCCGAUCGACGAGACAAAAGCCUUAGAUAUGAACAACGUGAACGGGUUUAAUGGAAUUAAUAGUAAUCAGUUAACGCCCGAAACUCCUACACAGGAGCCGAUAAAGGAGGAGAUGAUUAAAAAGUCUACUGAAGCGACCCAAGUCGCUCCAGGAAUAGUAGACACGACUGUUGUCAAUGAAACACCGACUACUGGAGGCCUGACUGCGUCCGAAGUACUAGACCGCGCUCGUACGAGGUUCGACAAGUUUUGGGGCAAAAAAGAAGAAGAUAAUGUUUAGUCCAUUCCCGAUGUAGCCUUCACUUUCGACCGUAAACUGCAGUUAAUCUGAUGUUAAAAAUAAAAAAUCUCUGAAAAAGAAAACAAUUUUAAAUUAUUUGAAAUUGUGAUUAUUAUUAUUAUUAUCAAACAAAAAUCGUACACUAAAAGCGUUUACUGUAUAAUGAAAUCACAAAAUAAAUAAUAUUACUUUAAAAAUUACUUAAGCUUAUAAAUGGUAACUUCACGGUUUACGGCACGAAAAUUUAAAACUGAAGAUUAUAAACGUAGGAAAAAUUAUAAGCGCGGUGUUUAAACUUAUAAAAUCCAGAAAAAAAAGCUUCGCUUUUUAACGACGACUGUCUAUAUUUAUUAAUUUAUUAGGUAUUUUACUAUCAAUAAUACAAUCACAUCUAUUUAAUAGGAGUGUGGUGGCUUGUGAUAGUAGUUGAGGAUCGAUGAUAUUAGAGAAAUAAAUUGAUCGAUUUAUAUUUAUUAUAUGUAUAUUCCAUUUUCAAAUUUUCAUUAACCCUUAAUUUUUGUGUUUCCACGUAUUGAAUAAUUAACCAUAACCAGUUUCAAAUAAUCUAGUUACUGUUUAAUUAUUUAAUAGAUUAUUUCUUUAGCAAUUACAUUAUAUUCAAUAUUAUCUAUAUACGUACAAAGUGUACAAUAAAAACUGAACAUUAAAAAUGAAAUUAAAAAAUCAACACAAAAUACGUUCUAUGUCAACUUCAGAAACAACGUUCAAAAACAAUAAAUACAUUUGUUAAAAAUUCAAAGUAGAAGCAUAUAAUGUAUAAUUGUUGCAAAUUUAAAACUACAAGGGCAAUUGUAUACACACAACUGAGCCGUCCAAUGUAUAAUUAUUUGGCAAUAUAUUUUCUUGGCCAUUUAAAAAUAUGCUACAUUCCAAUGAUCCCAAAAAUAUCAGUAGGUAAGUUUUCGAACGUCCUAAUAUUAUGGCGUUUUAUGGCGGGAAUUGUUAAAUUAUACUUUUGAUUGUUCAUAAAUAUUAAUUGCGUCUCUGUAAAAGUAUAACUAAAUAAUAUUAUGGAUAUUUCACGUAAAUGUUGCCGUUUGUGUUUAUCAGAAACUGACUUUAACGUAUCGUUGUAUGGAAACUACUGUCGCAGAACUAAUAUGAUCGAAAAGAUUCUAGUUUGUCUUAAAUUGGUCAUCGAAGAAAGCGAUUAUUUGGACACGAUUUGCUUCAAAUGCGCUGCUAAUAUAGAGAGGUACCACGAUUUUACAGUGGACAUAAAAAAAUGUCAGGUACGAUAUUGCAAAGAAAAUGGUCACGAGCCUCGUCAAAGGGGCAUCGAAUGUUCCCCUAAUCAGUUGAAUAGACGUCACGUCACUUCUUACGUGAGAGAACAGGUGUACGACGCAGAUUACACGUUCUCUUUCCUCGACAUGCCAAACAACGAAGAAAACAGAGAAACAAAGUCAUCUAGCCCGUUCUUUUCAUAUUUCUCACCACCGAAUGUGGUAAUAAAGAAGACAAGUAACGAACCUCUUUGGAAGACCCCUAAACCUUCUGUUAAUACUCCAAAGCAAGAAUCGAAGGAAAACAAAUACAAAAGACAAUAUAAAACAGAGCAAGUACCUCGACAUCAUUCUAGAGAUUUGUUCGAGUCCCAGUCUCAAGACAAUGAUGAUCUCGAACCAAAAUCUCUAGAUUGGAAACUGACUCCAGAUGACAAUAUAAUUAAAAGAGUUAGACAAAAAUGUUUCGGCCGAGCCGAUUUCUAAUAUGACUCCAAUAAUAUAAUUAAUUCAUAAGUGAUUGAUUAUUUAACAAUGUUAUGUUUUGUUGUUACAAAUUACUUUAUUGAUAGUUCCAACUAUUUAAAUAAUACGAGUAUACCUAAUAUUUGAUGUUCUUUGUAUUCUUAAUGGAAUUCUGUAGAAACAGGGUAUAAUUAGAUAAAUUUUGAUUUGUAAACUGAUAAUUGAUGGAAUGUCGUUACAGAGGUGUUUUAAAAUUGAAUAUUUGAGUGAAUAUUUUCAAUUAUAUUUAUUUUAUAUCCAAUCUCUAGUCUGUAAUGUCCAUCUUAUCCUUCCAAAAUCACUCAAAGACAAUGUUAUUUUUUAAAGCUUUUUAAUACAUAUAUGUAUUACUCUAGUGCUAUUAUAAAAUAAAUACAUCUUCUCAAAGUGUGUAUGUAUUUAGUAAUAAAUACGGACAGCUAGAUAAUUGUAAAGAAUAUUUUACUUUGUUACACCUACAUAUGCAAAAAAUCCUCAAAAAUAUUGUUAUAUUGUGACAAAUAAAAUAAGAAAUAUUUUGUUGAUUUAUUUUUAAUUCUGUUUUAGGUGAUAUAAGAUUAUCUCAUAGCACUAAUAUGAUUUAAAAUAAGUUCCUAUUUUUAAAUAUACUUUUGUUUGCGCACAAAAAAAAAUAAUGAAUUGUUUUUGAGCCCUGCCCAAUGAACUAAAUAUAUAAUUUUAGAACUAUAGACAUCUCAAUAGCUGAUAAAUAUUAUGAAAAAUCAUAGCUUUGCUACCGAUUUGUAAUAGCGUGUGUAAAUUUUCAGUUGUAAUAACGAAAGGACACCUAAAUAAAAUUUUUAAAAUUACUUUGUUUAAUUUAAACCUUGCCUGAAUAAUUAUGUAGUAUUUAAGUUCCUUCUGUGAUUAUAACAUAGACUAUACCAUAAAUUAUCUUAUUGGACUUUUUCUUUUAUUAAUAGCUUAUUUCGCAUAAUUCAGCUAAUGU